CAUGAGUCUUAAUUGUUCCAUGUGGCAGGACAACAGCAUGUCUGUCAAACACUUUGCGUUUGCCAAAUUCUCUGAGGUCACUGAACAGUGUUUCCUUCUAUUUACCCUCAUCCUACUCAUGUUCUUAGCAUCACUGACAGGCAAUGCUCUCAUAGCCCUUGCUAUCUGGACCAACCCAGUCCUCCACACCCCCAUGUACUUUUUCCUGGCCAAUUUGUCUCUCCUGGAGAUCGGCUACACUUGCUCAGUCAUACCCAAGAUGCUGCAGAGCCUGGUGAGCGAGGCCCGAGGAAUCUCUCGGGAGGGUUGUGCCACACAGAUGUUUUUCUUUACAUUGUUUGCUAUCAGUGAAUGCUGCCUUUUGGCAGCCAUGGCGUUUGACCGCUACAUGGCCAUAUGCUCCCCACUGCACUAUGCAACACGAGUGAAUCGUGGAGUGUGUGCCCACUUGGCAAUAGUUUCUUGGGGAGUAGGAUGCAUGGUGGGCCUGGGCCAGACAAACUAUAUUUUCUCCUUGGACUUCUGUGGCCCCUGUGAAAUAGACCACUUCUUCUGUGACCUCCCACCUAUCCUGGCACUCGCCUGUGGGGACACAUCUUAUAAUGAAGCUGCAGUCUUUGUCGUGGCAAUCCUUUGCAUUUCCAGCCCAUUUUUACUGAUCAUUGCUUCCUAUGGCAGAAUUCUAGCUGCAGUGCUGGUCAUGCCCUCACCUGAAGGCCGCCGUAAAGCUCUCUCCACCUGUUCUUCCCACCUGCUUGUAGUAACACUCUUCUACGGCUCAGGAUCUGUCACCUACUUGAGGCCCAAGGCUAGCCAUUCACCAGGAACAGAUAAACUCCUAGCUCUCUUCUACACAGUGGUGACAUCCAUGCUGAACCCCAUCAUCUACAGCUUACGGAACAAGGAAGUUAAGGCAGCUCUCCAGAGAACCGUGGCAAGGAAAAAAUUUUGACCCAUAGUUAGGUACCAGAGGACUUUGAAAAUUUGCUUCUUGGAAAAGAUGUACAAACAGCCUAAAAUUUAACAAACAGACAAAAAGCUGUGUACUCUCCCACAUGUCUUGUAAGGAACUUCUUUAGUUACAGUGAUGGUAAUUUUUGAGUCAUCUCUGUAGUUAGAGUAUAAAAUUACCAGUUUACACCUCAGAAGCCAGGUAAAUUUUAUCACACUAUACUCUUAGGCAUUUUCUAGCCCCUGAUGGGCCUAUCUGACUUUUC
Messenger RNA from Macaca mulatta (Rhesus monkey), 1217 nucleotides. RefSeq names its product olfactory receptor 10C1-like. Gene Ontology annotation, molecular function: olfactory receptor activity; G protein-coupled receptor activity. Lineage: Eukaryota; Metazoa; Chordata; Mammalia; Primates; Cercopithecidae. Gene Ontology annotation, biological process: G protein-coupled receptor signaling pathway. Gene Ontology annotation, cellular component: membrane. The record is from RefSeq and is a predicted model, not a curated record.